AUAUACGUACUGCUGUGUUGCCGUCCACUGCAUCGUGGCUGUUCUUUGACAGCGCGUUUUCGUUUCACUCACAUGUUGUCUACGCGCGUUGUAUUCGCGUUAUCAAAUUAUCAUUACAGUGCUGUCGAGCGGUAACCAUAAAACGGUUGUGCUCUACCACUUGGUUGGUUCUUCAUUUUAUGACUGAAAGCUCGCGUAGCGCGGAAGCGUCGCCACGGUCGCGUGUUUUGACAGCGCCUCGUACAAAGGCGUCUGCUGUUAGUUUGCUGCUGCUGCAGUUGCAAAAUUUUCGGGAACGGCUCUUGGUCGAAAAAAAGGCCCAGCCAUGGAGCGGUGCUGCUGCGUGCCUCUCUGCCGCUCGCGUCCUGCUCCGGGUUUCAUCGCGUUCCACCCGCUGCCUGCGGAACCGUGCGUGCGCCAGGCGUGGAUCGAGUUCGUGCGUUCCUGUCCCAGAGGCGGCGUGCGCGAAUGGGCGCCUCCGCCAUCCGGCGAGGCGUUCGUGUGCCACCGACACUUCGCGCUCGGCUCCUUCGAUUUCCGACAGGAGGACGGUCGCCCGAGCGUGCUCAGGGCGUACCUGAAGGCCGAUGCCGUGCCCACCGUCUACCUCGACGAGGAAGGCCGGUUCGUCGCCGCCGCCGCGGACAAGGCAGGUACCCAGGGAAGCAGUGUUCGAGCGCAGGCUGUCCAAGGUUCACAAGAAAACAGCUGUCCAAGCACAAGCUCGCAAGGCACAAUUUGUCCCAGCAAGAAGCAUCAAGUGCCGUCCUUGACGAAGCAGCUUAUUGCAGCCAAAGUAGCCCGGAUGGAAGCAGGCACGCAGUCUGAAGUCAAGGCGGCUGGAGAGUCCAUAUCAAGUACCGUCAGUGCUGCUGUUUCAUCCAUGGAAGACAGUGGGGCUGAUUUGUCGAGAACUAUGAGUGCACCUGAGGUUACCUUGCAUCCAAACCCAGAGCCAUCUAGGGAGGAAGGCUCGUGUGGCAGAACACGUACCAGGAACAAACGGCAAGCAUGCUCUGUCACGAGGCAGCACGUCAUGGCCAAAGUUGCUCGACUGCACGCAAGCGUGCAGGACAAAGUUGAGGAGGCCGCCAAGUCCGCAUCGUGCUCCGUUGGAGCAGGUCCCACAUCCAUGGAAGGCAGCGUGGGAAACGCCUCCAAAAGCGCGCAGGCUGCAGGAACUUUGGAUGCAUCCGACGUUGCCUUGAAUGCAGAAACAGAGGAUCCAGCUGAAGAGAAAGCUUUGGACUGGUGCCCAGCAGGACCGUCUUCGUGCAACCGUGUCAGUUGGCCCAAUGCUGUGACGAGCAGUCUGAUACGCAUUUGGGAAGAUUACUACCCAAAACUGAACUCCAACACGGAGAACACGUCCCUUUACGAGGAAAUGGCGGCAAAGCUCAAUGCUGGUCUUUCACCUGGGGAAGCGCUCUAUACGGCUAACCAAGUGCUAGUCAAGAUAAACAGACUGAAGAAACGUUAUUGGAAGGAGAAGCGUACGGGCUGUGCCAGGGGGGGGUCCAGUGGCCGAGAGUGGUCCAUCCGGCUUCACAGUUUUCUGGGAUCACUUCCAGCCAGCGAUGACGAUCAGCUCGUGGAUCAGAACGUGGAGGUUGAAGUGGUGGCCGAAGAACCCGAGGAAGUUGAGACACCUCCAUUGCUUCACCAAGGCGCAGACAAAACGGAGUGUUUGGGUAGCAGGGAGAGCGAGUCGGACAUGGCCGACUUUUUGAGCUCGACUAGUGACUCGGAGGAGUCGUCAGAUGUGACGAGCAGCGAAAGCAACGGCAGCAACAAGUUAUGUGUCGGCAAUGCUGCCGCGAAGCGACGCAUCCGCAGAGGAGUCUCCAACUCUUUCCUGUGGCAACUUGUGGCGAUUCAGAAGGAGUCUGCAAGGCGGGCAGCUGAAGACGACCGAAAGCACCUGGAGAUGAGAAACAAGGUGCUCAAACUCCAGGAGGAGUCCACUCGCAUGAACACAAAGAUGAUGGAAAUGGUAACCAAUUACUUUACUUCCAGAAGUAAUAAAGAAUAGCAUUUGUGGUCUUGGCA
Dermacentor silvarum is the source of this 2049-nucleotide messenger RNA. RefSeq lists its product as uncharacterized. Bases 326 to 2032 code for a protein of 568 amino acids. The record is from RefSeq and is a predicted model, not a curated record. The transcript is spliced from 7 exons. NCBI's taxonomy places the organism in Eukaryota, Metazoa, Arthropoda, Arachnida, Ixodida, Ixodidae. Gene Ontology annotation, molecular function: sequence-specific DNA binding.